ACUCGUGGCCAUCCGACAAACGUACAAGCGGCGCGCUGACUCGCGUGCGUUGGGUAACAAAUAUACGCUGUUUCGAGGUAUUAUUGUUAUAUAUUGCACAACGUGUAUAAGUGUUUCGAGUGAAACUGUAUUGUAUACCCACGGAUAUAGGGGGAAUAAGCCGCAGUGGUAUAUGGUAUAGGAGGAGGUCGCGGUUUGUAAUAUCAAGUGAUUCCGAAGCUUCGACAUGCGUCUCGCCGAGAUUAUCGCCGCCUGCUGGUGCUGCUACUUGGGUCUCGUUGAGCCGAUCUCCGCUCGCGGCUACCAAGAAAAAACACGUUUUGACCGUUCGGUCGAUGAUACGUGGGACCACGAGGCGGAAGCUUAUCACAUAACAAUCGACGACAAGCCUAGAAUUUUUACGGAUUCUGCAACGCACUAUUCGGCCUUCAAAGAUGCGGGGCAGAGCGUGUGUUACCUGGAAAAGCUGAAAAACGACUUAGCCGACGUUAACAGAUGGAGGGACGUGAUCCGCGACAAUAAAAGAACCAUCCACGCCUCCGAUCCCCGCCUGAUCACCAAAUUUGAGGCGUGGCGUUUGGCAGGAGAUCGAGUGGUCGAUUUCUGCCACGGCAUGACGAUGAUCCUGCUCCAGGAGUCCGAACCUCGUCAUCCCUUGCAUCCAUCGCGCAACGAGCUGCCGAAAGAUGUUGCGGUGCACAAACGCAGAGCCAAUGUUUUGCCAACGGACCUGGACGCGGCAGUUGGUGGACGAGGUUUCAGAAAAGAGCGGGUAUCGUCGCGCAAAAAGCGAGACGCUGCACCUUACCGUGGAAAAUUUCGCGGACAAACGCAGUCGCAGUACCUCAACGUUGGCGGUAGCGAUAACAACCAAAGGGAAGGCAAAGCCGAGGCCGAGGCCACUCAGCAGUCUUCACGCGCAGUAGUCAGUGGGAGCAGUGGAAUGGGUCAAGCUCAAAGUAUGUCAUCCGGGGCGGACGGUUGCGAAGGAUGUCCAGGAUACGAUAGGAUAGUUAUACGUCUUGAGCCUUGAUGCAAAAGGAAUGAAAAUCAUGAUAUAGAAGUAAAAUAAAAUUUUUACCACAUAAA
Molecule: messenger RNA, 1089 nt
Organism: Copidosoma floridanum
Lineage: Eukaryota; Metazoa; Arthropoda; Insecta; Hymenoptera; Encyrtidae
Source: RefSeq, a predicted model, not a curated record